This is a messenger RNA of Lates calcarifer (barramundi perch), 1930 nucleotides long. RefSeq names its product ectonucleotide pyrophosphatase/phosphodiesterase family member 7. The transcript has 5 exons. Bases 199 to 1620 code for a protein of 473 amino acids. The record is from RefSeq and is a predicted model, not a curated record. NCBI's taxonomy places the organism in Eukaryota, Metazoa, Chordata, Actinopteri, Centropomidae.
CUCAGGGUAAUGUCAUACUGUGCAUACACUCCUCUGCAACUGAGCAGAGGAACGAUCAGAUCUUCUUGUAGAAUAUUGAGGGUUGUUGUGGCUAGCUAUGAGUACAUUUUAGGAAAAAUCAACACAUCUGGAAAAGGUCUAAAUAAAUUGGAGUUCAGUGGAUUUCCAGUUGCAACAACAAGGUCUUGAUCCUCAGUCAUGCUGUUGGUGCUCCUUGCUGUCCUUGGCCUAACUGCCAGCUCUCCAUGUAUUGCUGCCCCACUGGGAGACAACGUUUCUGAUUUGCAGCCAGUUUUCACUGGGUUCACCAGAAACAAGCUGCUGCUAAUCUCCUUUGAUGGCUUCCGCUGGGACUAUGACCGAGAUGUUGAAACCCCUUACCUGGAUAAGAUGGCUCAGGAUGGCGUGAAGGCUGCCUAUGUUACUCCAGCCUUCCUUACCAUUACCAGUCCUUCUCAUUUCACAAUGCUGACAGGACGUCACAUCGAGAAUCAUGGAGUAAUUCACAACAUAUGGUUUAACACUACCACUCAAGAGAAGAAGCAGUACUAUAUGACUCAGUUUGUUGAUUCUUACUGGGACAAUGGCAGCUUACCCAUCUGGAUAACAGCACAGAGACAGGGGCUAAAGGCAGGCUCUCUUCAUUUCCCAGGCACAGCAGCCACCUACAAAGGAGAGACUGUGAGGGUGAGGCAAGUGGAACCUCGUUUCUAUGAUCAUUCAAAUGAAACAGAUUGGAGGCUGAACAUUGACAAGGUGAUUGGAGAAUGGUUCCACCAACAGGACCUGGACUUUGUCUCUUUGUACUUUGGAGAACCAGAUUUGGCUGGGCACUCAUUUGGACCAGAUUCACCAGAACGGCGGGAGAUGGUCCAGCAAGUCGAUCGAACUAUAGGCUACAUCCGGGACAAAAUCCAAGACCACGGUCUUACUGACCGGCUCAACAUUAUCAUCACUGCUGACCAUGGUAUGAGUACAGUUCUACGGGGUGGACUAGUUGAGGAGAUCAUCCUCUCUAAGAUCCCUGGCUUCAGCUUCAGGGAUAUCCAGUUCCAGCUGUUGGAUUAUGGUCCUGUUGGGAUGCUGCUUCCUAAAGAGGGGAUGCUGGAGAAGGUGUACCAGGCUCUGAAAGGAGCCCACCCUCACCUUCAUGUGUAUAAAAAGGAGGAGGUGCCAGCGAGACUGCACUACAGUAAACACCCUCGACUCCUGCCCAUCAUUCUCAUUGCUGACCCUGGAUAUAUUGUCAAUGGGUUGUUACCAUUAAAUUCCAACAAAGGAGAGCACGGUUUUGAUAAUGAAGUCAUGGACAUGAAAGCCUUCUUCAGGGCAGUGGGGCCUGAUUUCCAGAAAAACCUGAUGGUAGAUCCCUUUGACAUGGUUGAUGUGUACCCACUGAUGUGCCAUCUACUGGGAAUAAACCCUGAGAUCAAUGAUGGGAAGUUGCACAAUACCAAACACAUGUUGGUCCCCAAAGAAAACACAGGAGGAAACAAUGAAAUUCCAAAGAAGAACACUCAAAUGGAGGUGGUGAUUGGCUUGUCAGCAGCGAUUGGGUUUCUUGUACUUCUUUUCAUCAUUACCACUUCUUACAACAUGUGGAAGAGAACCAAAGCAUAAUGAAUUUAGACAGUAAUCUUAAAAUUCAGAGAAAAGUAAAAAUUAGCAUGUUCUAUUUUAUUAUACAAGAGUAUGCCUACUGUAGGCAAAGAGGAGACAUAAUGAGUUUAUGGGUUUAUGUACAUAAAUAAUUGAGAAUUUGGGGUAUAAAUACUAAGGUAAGUGUUGUGAUACAUGAACAUGUAUUUGGUAGUUUUAUGUCAGCAUCAUGUGGUAAUUAACUGUAUUCUGCAAAUAAAAUUUUUGGUGCAUUCAUUCUCUCAUGCUCUCCCUGUAUCCUGCUCUAAUGGUUGAAGAUCAAAAUACUUUA